GCUGCUGUUGUGUCUAGCUUUCGUUCUAGUGCCACUACUUCCGGCAUUGGGAUAUAUUUUAAUCGAACAAAGCUACGCCGCACUAGCAAUAAUCAACAUCGGAACCGACUGUGCACCAUGGCAUCAAAUGUUACCUGUGGAGUGCACGACUUCCAGUGCAUUGCCAGCAUCGCCGCCAUCGUCACUUGUAUCCUGUCUUGGGGAGGCUGCUCGGUCAUCUUUGCCUCAUGGAUCCUGAUGAAGAGAGUCCGGACUCCAAACCGACGCAUGCUUCUGUAUUUAACCAUCGCCGAUUUCUUUGUGGCAACGGGCCAGCUAAUGGGGGCAAGCUGGACGCUGAAUCGCCACCUGCAUCAUGAUGCAAGAAAUUCAAAUUGCAGUGGCGCUCAUCCAGUCUGCGUGGCGCAAAGUUUUGUGUCAACUUUGGCGACGAUGUCGUCGUUCCUGUGGAGCAUGCUGAUAGCGUGGCACGUCUACAGGUCGGUUCUGGUGCCGGGGACGGGGACGUACUGGCUGGACAGACACCGCUGGGCGCAGCAUCUUCUGUGCUGGGGAGUACCUUUGGUCAUUGUGGUGGUCGCUCUGAGCUGUAAGAGGCUUGGACUGGACACUGUCAAUGUCGAAGGCAACAACGUACCCACAAUUGCCAGUGGAAUAUGGUGUUGGAUAAGAACUUGUAAAGAUGACUUGAUGAUAGGAAACAGAACCGCCCCAGAGAUGCCUGCGGUAAUGACUUUCUACAUGAUCACCGGGCAGUUUUGGGUAUACCUGGCGUUUCUUGUCAUCCCCACGUGUUAUAUUCGGACGAAAAGAAGGAUAAAACCAUCGGUCAACAGUUCCUCCUACAACUCAGCUGCGUUAUUUGAGAGUGCUCAAGAAGCCGACCGCCUCAUGACUUGGGUGCCUGUCACACUUCUACUGUUGCGGAUGUGGAGCUGCGUUCGUUUUGUCGGCAAUAUAAUCCUCAUCUUUAAUGAAAAGACAGAUGAUUAUAUGUUAACUGUGCUAUUUAAUCAGGUGUUUCUGGUGAUGCAGGCGGUCGGUGACAGCGCCCAAGGGUUCACCAACUGUGUCCUGUACUGCUUACUCACUGACUCCGUCAGAAUAGAGCUCAAGAAAAAACUCGGCUUGCGUCUAGGUAUCGGACGAGACACGCAAACUGAGGCGAGUGGGCCAGGACCAGGCGAGUUUUCCGACACCCGCAGAGAAAGACAACACAGAGACGAAGGGUCGAUGCAUCCUCAACUGAAUUCCCCACAUGAAAGUAACUCAGACACAGAGCCGCUACUGCGGUCAUCUAUUAAUUCCCGUACCCCCACUUAAUGCACUUAAACGUCUGCCCGCAGUCCAGGGCAGGUCCUUUGGGGGUCAGGGGUGGGCGUACAUGUACAAUCGGGGGUGGUGCAUUUCAUCUUGUUUCGCUAAUUGUUUGAUUUGCAUUAGUGCAAGAGUACAUAAUAUCGCAACGGGCUUGUUGCCAUUAAUUACAAAAGAGGGUUCGUUUUUUAAUUUUCUGAAAAGGGUGACCUUCCCCCCCCCCCUUAGUUGACCCAGUUUGACGGAUGCUUCGGAUUAAAUCAAACUAAUUACAAUGAACCUUAUCUGACUAAAAGGAACACUUUAAUCACCUCUAUCCCAGCACCAUCCCACUAUCCACAUCUAUACCCCCAUCAUCCUGGUGACUACCCACCUCCAUUCCACCAUAUACCUCUAUUCUAUUAGCCUACCAUCCCACCAUCAUCCCACCACCCUCUUCUAUCCCACCAACCACCUCUGUUCCAUUACCAUCCCACCUCCCACCUUUAUUCCACCU
Lingula anatina is the source of this 1813-nucleotide messenger RNA. RefSeq names its product G protein-coupled receptor 157-like. Gene Ontology annotation, biological process: adenylate cyclase-activating G protein-coupled receptor signaling pathway. Gene Ontology annotation, cellular component: plasma membrane. NCBI's taxonomy places the organism in Eukaryota, Metazoa, Brachiopoda, Lingulata, Lingulida, Lingulidae. Gene Ontology annotation, molecular function: G protein-coupled receptor activity. The record is from RefSeq and is a predicted model, not a curated record.